AUGAUUUCGAGAGCCGGACAAUCUAUCUUACGCCAGGCGCGUACUCAAUUACGAUCACAAGCUAGCUACACACCAGUAGCUUCCAUCUCGGCACUCGCAAGAUUAUUAUCCUCGCUGGCCGUCCUGGAACAAAGGGAAGGCAAACUUAACCAUGGAUCACUUGGAGCAGUCACCGCAGCACAAAAACUAGGGGGAUCAAUAACUGCGUUUAUCGCGGGAAGCAACAUCAAGUCCGUAGCUGGGGAGGCAGCUAAAGUUGCAGGAAUCGAGAAGAUUAUUGCGGUAGAUAAUGCUGCAUAUGACAAGGGUCUGCCAGAAAACUAUGCUCCUUUAUUGGUAGAAAAUAUCAAAAAGGGUGGCUUUACACACAUCAUUGCCGGACACACAGCUUUUGGAAAGAAUCUCAUGCCCCGCGUAGCAGCAUUACUCGAUGUCCAACAAGUGUCUGAUAUUACAGGGAUAAAAAACGAGAAUACUUUCGUUAGACCAAUCUAUGCUGGUAAUGCAAUUGCCACUGUCGAAUCUUCAGACGCAAUCAAAAUUAUUACUGUUAGAGGAACUGCUUUUGCUGCAGCAGCAGCCGAGGGGGGCUCGGCAUCAAUCGAGGAUGGUGUAGAUCCCAAGGUUGAAUCGCCCACGGAAUGGGUAUCGGAGGAUCUUGCAAAAUCAGAUAGACCGGACCUUGCUACUGCCGGUAAGGUAGUAUCUGGGGGGCGAGGAUUGAAAUCGAAAGACGAGUUUGACAAGAUAAUGUUGCCCUUGGCGGAUGCCUUAGGAGCAGCCAUUGGGGCAUCAAGAGCAGCUGUAGACAGUGGAUAUGCCGACAACAGUCUGCAGGUCGGCCAAACUGGAAAGGUUGUAGCACCACAACUGUACUUGUGCGCAGGUAUUUCUGGUGCUAUUCAACAUCUGGCAGGAAUGAAGGAUAGUAAGGUCAUUGCAGCAAUCAAUAAAGAUGCGGAUGCGCCGAUUUUUCAAGUAGCUGAUGUUGGGCUGGUUGGGGAUCUGUUUGAUAAGGUUCCAGAACUCACCGAGAAGUUAAAGAAAUAG
Molecule: messenger RNA, 1050 nt
Organism: Sclerotinia borealis F-4128
Lineage: Eukaryota; Fungi; Ascomycota; Leotiomycetes; Helotiales; Sclerotiniaceae
Source: the annotation of a GenBank genome assembly